Messenger RNA from Drosophila persimilis, 1416 nucleotides. Its product is annotated as segmentation protein fushi tarazu. The transcript is spliced from 2 exons. Bases 1 to 1416 code for a protein of 471 amino acids. Lineage: Eukaryota; Metazoa; Arthropoda; Insecta; Diptera; Drosophilidae. The record is from RefSeq and is a predicted model, not a curated record. Gene Ontology annotation, cellular component: nucleus. Gene Ontology annotation, molecular function: RNA polymerase II cis-regulatory region sequence-specific DNA binding; DNA-binding transcription factor activity, RNA polymerase II-specific. Gene Ontology annotation, biological process: anterior/posterior pattern specification; negative regulation of transcription by RNA polymerase II.
AUGGCCACCACCAACAGUCAGAGCCACUACUACGCCGAUAACAUGUACAACAUGUAUCACCAUCACACCGCCCACAGCCUGCCGCCCACGUACUAUGACAACAGCUACUACCAGAGUGCCACACAGAGUACUGCCAGCCAGUGGCAGCCAUCGCCAGCCGGCUAUCAGGGCAACUACGGAGCAGCCUAUGGAGUCCAGGAGAGCUACUCGGACAGUUGCUACUACGCCCAGAGCAGCUACAGUCCCAUAGAUGCCACAGUUCCACAGAUUCCAGCGGUGCCUGCGAUGCCCGCAUCCCAGCCUGAGCCCAUCCUUGCCGCCUCUCCCGUGAAGACACUGAAGCGCAAGGCCGAAGAUGCUGCCGCUGUCAUCGCCGCCGUCGAGGAGCGACCCAGCACACUCCGUGCUCUGCUGACGAAUCCCGUAAAGAAGCUAAAGUACACACCCGACUACUUCUACACCACCUUCGAGACGGUGAAGAAGAGCCCAGCCACAGUGCCAGCGCAGAUUAAGGCCAGCUCCAGUCCCGCUCCCAGCUACGAGCAGGAGUACGUGGCUGCACCCACUCCCAGCGCCUCCGAGGAUGUCGACUAUCUCGAUGUCUACUCGCCACAGUCCCAAAAGAAUCACAAGAAUGGCGAAUAUGUGGCGGGCACACCACCACCACUAGCCUCUACACCAGCCACGCCCACGUCCAUAGUGGAGGGCAUCAGCACGCCACCCCAAUCGCCCGGAGUCAAGUCCGGCACGGCAUCGAAUGUCAGUCAUGAGAUCAAUCAUCGAAUUGUGACAGCUGCCAAUAGCGGAGUCGCCGCCGAUUUCAAUUGGUCGCACAUCGAAGAGAGCCUCGCAUCAGAUUGCAAAGACUCGAAACGCACUCGCCAGACCUACACCCGCUACCAGACCUUGGAGCUGGAGAAGGAGUUCCACUUCAAUCGGUACAUCACGCGGCGGCGUCGCGUCGACAUUGCCAAUGCCUUGAGCCUGAGCGAGCGACAGAUCAAGAUCUGGUUCCAGAACCGACGCAUGAAGUCCAAGAAGGAUCGCACUCUGGAGGGCUCACCCGAGCACUGCAGCACGUCCUAUGGUGCUCUGCUGGCACCUCUAGAAACCGCCACCUCCGCCGCCGUAGCCCAGCCGCAGUCGAUGCCCUACCAUGCCACCGCUCCGUAUCCCGCUUAUUUGUCCAGCAGCCAACAAUUUGGUCACGGACACGGCCAGGGCUAUGGCCUGUCCCUCAAUGAUUACCCGCAGCAGCAGCAGCAGUACGAGCAGCAGUACGUCACACCGCAAUAUCAUCAACAGACCCAGCAGCAGUGCAGUGUCAGUGCCUACCAGCACCAGCACCACCAACAGCAGGAGCUGACCGCCUCCAACCGGGCCCAGGCCCAGGGCCUGUACCAUCACCUGCCCUAG